UUUUAACCUCCAUACUCUCAAAAUUUACAAUUAACCCUUUACCUCCCUCCUUUCAUUUUCUCCGUUGUCGCUCGCUCCCUCUCCCACUUCUUCACUCUCAGAAAUCCCCCCAUCCAAACAAUCCCUAAUUCCCUCUCUUUUAUUUGCGUAUUUCUAUCGAAAAUUCUUAACUCCUCCUUUAUCUUAAGAAAUUAGAAUUUAAAUUUUUUUGUUGUAGAUAAUUAGCCUUUUAGGGCUUUAUAUUUUUCCCUCGUUGUACUAUAGGCUUUUGCAUUUUUAAAAAAAAUUUUCGAUUUAGAUUUCUUAUUGUAUUCUUUCAAUUUUCCUUUUGGUGUUUUUUGAUUUGCUAAUUUCUUGUAAAUGAAAAAAAGAAUGGUUAUCGAUUUAGGGAUUUAGGGUUUUCGAGUUGCUUAUAUGUUAAUCAAUAUGGAGAAUCCGCGUAGACCAUUUGAUAGAUCAAGAGAGCCCGGUUUGAAAAAACCGCGUUUAACCGAAGAACUCGCUCCGAACCCUAACGGUCGACCUUUUCCUCAACGGACGAACCCAGUUGGUCCGGCCUCUGCUUUACGAUUCCGGUCCAGUGAUUUGGAGACCAAUGACUUGAGCCGCGGAGGCGGUGGAGCUUACGAGCCACAACCAGUUUUACAUCAGCGGCAGCAACAACAACAACAGCACCAAGAGUUAGUUAGCCAGUACAAGACGGCGUUAGCUGAGCUGACCUUUAACUCGAAGCCGAUUAUAACUAACUUGACAAUAAUCGCUGGCGAGAAUCUUCACGCCGCCAAGGCGAUUGCUGCUACUAUCUGCGCCAACAUUCUUGAGGUUCCCAGUGACCAAAAGCUGCCAUCGCUCUAUCUUUUAGACAGUAUUGUAAAGAAUAUCGGGAGAGAUUAUAUUAAAUAUUUUGCUUCCAGAUUACCUGAGGUGUUCUGCAAAGCAUAUAGACAAGUUGAUCCUCCUGUACAUCAGAGUAUGCGGCAUCUUUUUGGAACAUGGAAAGGGGUAUUCCCUCUUCAGCCUCUCCAGAUGAUUGAAAAGGAACUUGGCUUUACUCCUAUGAUAAAUGGUUCAUCUUCAGGAACCACAACAUCUAGACCUGAUCCAAUUUCACAGCGUCCACCACAUAGCAUUCAUGUAAAUCCAAAGUAUCUAGAAAAGCAGCGUCUUCAACAGUCAAGCAGGGCAAAAGGUAUGGUUAAUGAUAUGACUGGGACUUUGGCCAACUCAAAGGAGGAUUCAGAGAGUCCAGAUAGAGCAGCCAUUACAGCUGGACGGCCAUAUGGAGAUCCUUCUGUUAAAAUGAAUAACAUUCAGUGUUCUCAUAGACACUUGUUUAACGAUCCUGAUCGUGAGAACAUUGGUGCUACAUUUGGUGAUUAUGACUAUGGCUCUGAUCUUUCACAGACUCCUGGCAUUGGAGUUGGAAGAACUAGUGGGAAACUUACCGAUCAAGGGCAUGAUAGGCCUUGGUAUGGAGCUACAAGCAGUAUUACUGAGACGACUUCCAGCCAGAGGAAUGGUUUCAAUAUUAAACAUGGAUCUCAAAAUUACUCAGCAUCCAAAUAUGUGAAUGCUGAUCCUCGUUUACGGGCAACACAAAACAUUGCUGGUAGAAGCAGUAGCGGGUUGUCUAGCAGCUGGAAAAACUCUGAGGAAGAAGAAUUUAUGUGGGAGAUGCACUCUAGAUUGUCUGAACAUGAUGCAGCCAACAUCUCUAACAACUCUGGAAAAGAUCAUUGGAUUCCUGAUGUUUCCGAAAAAUUGGAUUUUGAAAGUCAGCUCCGCAAAGCUCCAAGUAUUCAUGAUGUGGGGUCAAGGUUUGAUACAGAAACCUCUGCUGAUUCAUUAUCCACUGAGCAGAAGGACAAACCUUCUUAUGGGCGCCGGAUUUCAUCUGCAUGGCCUUUGCAGGAGUCACAUAAAACAGAUGGAUUGCCUGUUAUUAGUUCGAGCCAUUCUGAGAGCUAUUCUGCCACUAUUGGUGGGUUGCCUACUGGUGCAAGUUCUUCCCUGGCCAGGAUGGGAAUGCGAUCACAAAUGGGUUCAUCCCAUUUAGGAACCUCAGGCUUUGGGAUUUUGAAAAAUGUGGCAUCAGGAUCCAUGAGUACUUUAGGACAGCAGCGAAUUCAGUCCCUGGAAACUGCACCAGCACCUGAACAGUCUCCUAUGCGCCUGCAUUCAUCUUCAACUUCAUUUCCUGCACACCAUCCCCAUCAACAGUUACAGAAAUUGGUUGAACAAGACUAUCCACAAGCUCAUUCCCCUCCUCGGACUGAUCCAAAACCAUCCCAGUUUUCAGGAAAGUUGAAUGUUGGGUUUCAUAAACACUCUCCUAAGGCUUCAUCUGCUUUGAUUUCUUCUUUUCAAUCUAGCCGUCGGCAUUCCCUUUCACAACCACCACAACCAGACUCCAUGUUGGCUGAACCUUCUGGUCAGACUCAGAAGCCACUUCCGUCCCAGAUCUCCAAAGUAGGAGCAGCCUCAACACCAGGAAAUGCUGCAGAGCAUACCAAUCCGCUUGCUAUUGAAACUUCAGAACCUUCAAGUACAAGUAGUCUAUUGGCCGCUGUAAUGAAGAGUGGAAUCCUCUCCAACAAUUCCUUUACUGGCAGCCUUCCAAAUAAGAUUUCUAAAGAUUUGGGGCAAAUGCCAUCACAGCCUUCUCUUCCAAACGAGCCUCCACCUGCUGUUUUUACAACCUCAGGCAUGAGGGUUGAUACUGCAACUUCAUCAGGUUCAGCAUCCCACGAUGCAAUAGCAGCUACUACAAAUAGUUAUCGGGGAAAGGUAGAACAGCUACCACUGCCUCCUGUGCUACCAUCUUCGACUCUUGUAAGUAAUGCCCUAUUGGAAGCUUCAGAUGCAGAAAGCAAGGCUUCAAUUCCAAUAUCCAACCUUUUGAGCUCAUUAGUUGCAAAAGGUUUAAUAUCUGCAUCAAAGAAGGAUGCUCUAUCUCUCCCAUCUCUUCUGAUUCCUACUCAAAUGCAGACGAAUAGCCCAGGAAUGGAGAAGCCAACUGAAUCACUGAACAAGAGCUUGGACAUUUCUACCAGUAGUCCUUUGCCAGCUUCUUCCAUUCCUAGUUCAUCUGAUGCUCCUCGUUCCUCCACCAUGGAUGAGGUUUCAUUUUCCAAACCUGCUACAGAAAGUUCAGUUGCCUCACAUCAGUCUGGCCCAAUGGAAGUAGAAAACCUCAUAGGAUUAGAGUUCAGGCCAGAUGUAAUCAGAGAAUUUCAUUCAUCUGUGAUCAGUGGAUUGUUGGAUGACCUUCCACAUUGUUGCAGCUUAUGUGGUCUUCGACUUAAGCUUCAGGAACGGCUUGAUAGACACUUAGAGUGGCAUGCCAUGAAAAAGACUGAAGCAGAAGGUUCUGAUAGGGCAUUGAGGGGAUGGUAUGCAAGGUCAGAUGACUGGAUUGCUGGAAAGCCAGGGCAAUUGGUAUUUGAAUCUAUUGGUUCUGUGAACCAGUUGGAAAAGACAACAGAAAAGACUGAGCUUAUGGUUCCUGCCGAUGAAAAUCAAUAUGCAUGCAUGUUAUGUGGUGAGCUAUUUGAAGAUUAUUUUAGCCAGGACAGGGGCGAAUGGAUGUUUAAGGGAGCAGUGUGCUUGACUAUACCACCAAAGGAUGGUGAGGUAGAAAAUACAGACAAGAGUGAAGCCACCGGUCCCAUUGUGCAUGCAAAUUGUAUGUCAGAAGGUUCAGUUCAUGACUUGGGACUGGCUGGUGGUAUUAAAAUGGAAAAGGAAGAAUAAUGCUUUAAGGUGAAAAAUUGAGCCAUCACUUGCUGUGCCAUUAGUUGAUCCUGAUGAAAGAAUCCAGGUUUACCUUUUCUAUAGCUUAAUGUCUAAAGGCCCUUGUAUGCUAAUUUUGUUGGCCCUUGGAAAGGUGCUGAGAGUGUCUACUAGUUGUCUUCCUGCUCUCAUUUUUCCCUUUUGUUUUUUUUUUCUUCUUUUCAAAGGUCAUGGCCUGAUAGAAGUUCAUAUAAAUACCAGAUAGUUUUUGCCUUACUUUUCUUCACUAAUGCCUUUAAUAUGCUGCGUUAUAUUCUGUUUUUUGACUUUGCUGGAGCUGAUUUGAAAUAUUGGUAAAGGAUAAGGCAGAGAAGGCCAUGUCUAUUCAGCUUCAAAAUUGGCAAUUGGAGAGAGCCUGUUUAUCAUUGAAUGUAAUGAAGUCUUAAAAAGAAAAAUGCAAGAAGAAGAAGAAGGAACAGAUUUUUUUUCUUGUUUAUUAUUCUUCCAUCUUCUCCUCUGGUCUUUUCUUGCCUCCCUUUUUGGAGAGAUGUGGUUUUUGACUUUGUUAGUUGUUCUCUAGUUGCAGUACUAUAGAGAACAUGGUUUUCUGUUCAGCGGACAAAAUUUAGGAAUCUGGUGGCUGCUUCUUAUUAGGCUCCCCAUCAUCUUUCUUUUUUCUUUUUGUUUUUGCAAGCUUCCGCCUAUGUAUCCUGCUACUAAAAACACUUCAACUUUACAGUUUUCUUUGUUUAUUAUUGAUGAUUAUAUCCACCAUGAUUACAUUUCGGUAUGACUUUGCUUGCUGGUUACUUGGUGUAAUAAUAGAAGACCAGGAUAUUAGACUGUAUUGUUGUUAGAGAAGCUCUUCAAGAAAACAAGAGCUUCACUAGUUAGGAUUUUUGUUUUGUUUUUUUUUUUGGUGUUAUCGUCAUCAAAACAAAAGCAUUGUCGACUAUAUUGCUAAAUUUUGACAGACGUUCUUCCCAUCACUCAACUGAUGAGGUCAUGAACCGCAACAUCUCAAUUAUUAUUGCAAUUCGUUGAUAUGCAUUUUGUGUUUGAGGAUCACCAUUAUCAUCUUCCUUGCUUUUACACCGUCAACUAAUAUCAAAUUCCGUCACAUAAUAAAAUUCUGUUGGCUUCGGUUAAUAAUCUAGGAAACUAAUAUCUGAUUAUACUUGCACGCUUGAAAGUUGAAAGUACAACAAAGAAUCUGCCAGCCUUUCCUCCAACUUCCAACUAGGAUCUGUUUUCAACGAA
This is a messenger RNA of Durio zibethinus, 4992 nucleotides long. NCBI's taxonomy places the organism in Eukaryota, Viridiplantae, Streptophyta, Magnoliopsida, Malvales, Malvaceae. The record is from RefSeq and is a predicted model, not a curated record.